AUGGCUGCCCGCAAGCUCAACGUGCUCGUCUACACGGGCACGGGCAGCACCGUCGAGUCUGUCAAGCACGCCCUCUUCUCGCUGCGGCGCCUGCUCUCGCCAAACUACGCCGUCAUCCCCAUCACCGAGACCGCCAUCCUCAAAGAGCCCUGGACAUCGACCUGCGCCCUCCUCGUCUUCCCUGGCGGGGCCGACCUCGGCUACUGCAAGGUGCUCAACGGGCAUGGCAACUCCGUCAUCAAGCAGUAUGUCCGCAAAGGCGGUGCAUACCUGGGAUUCUGUGCGGGCGGCUACUACGGCAGCAAGAGAUGCGAGUUUGAGGUGGGCGACAAGCACCUCGAGGUCGUCGGCUCCAGAGAGCUUGCCUUUUAUCCCGGCACCGCACGUGGGGGUGCCUUUAAGGGCUUCCAGUACCAGAGCGAAAAAGGCGCACGCGCCGUCCGCAUUCUGACCAACAAGGACGCCUUCAAGAGCGCUGGAGCCGUGCCGGAUGAAUUCACCUCGUACUUCAAUGGCGGCUCCGUUUUCGUAACGCCGGCUGAAGGAGCAGAUGUCGAGGUGCUUGCCACGUACGGCGACGAUAUCGACGUGGACGGUGGCCAGGACAAGGCUGCAAUUGUCUUCAGCAAGGUCGGCCUGGGCUCCGCCAUCUUGACUGGCCCCCAUCCAGAAUUCUCUGCGGUCAAUCUGAGCCCGCAGCAUAGCAUUCCCGGGUACGACACGCUGAUCGCCGAGAUUCGAGAGUCUGAUCAAACAAGAACCGACUUUCUCAAGGCCUGCUUGACAAAGUUGGGCCUAGAAGUAAGCCAAAGCACUUCAAGUACCCCGUCGCUCUCGAAACUCCACUUAUCAUGCAUCAACAGCCCGGACGUGGACGAUCUGGUGUGCACCUUUGACGACAUUAUUUCUCGAGAGGACGGUGAAGACUUCAUCAAGGGCGAGCAAGAUACCUUCCAUCUCGAGAAACACCACACGCGAUGGUCUGUCAACGGCCUGAAGCAAGCCUUGCCCACCGCCAUACAGCCUACCGCAGGGACCGUCGACGCCAGCGAGCAGGGCACGAUAGAUUACAGCACCAUAGUGAAGAACGUGGUGAUUCAUGACGAGGCUUGGCCCGAACCCAAGGAAACGCCAUACUUCAACCACGCAGCAUACUUUUCCGGUCUUCGAGAUGCUAGGAGGAAGGACCCCAAGUCUGAAAGCUGGGGGGAUCAUCUUUUAUACGGCGAAGUGGUUACCAGUACCAACACCCUCCUCGAGAAGAACAACAGCCUGCUGUCGAAACUACCGUCCGGAUUCACUUUUACAGCCACAACAUCGGUCGCUGCCCGAGGCCGCGGCAGCAACGUGUGGAUCGCUCCUCCUGGCUCUCUCCUGUUCUCCGUGGUCAUCAACCACCCGGCGCAGAUUGCCGCGACUCGACCCAUCGUCUUCAUACAGUACCUCUCUGCGAUUGCCGUGAUCCAGGCUAUUAAGUCGUACGGCAGAGGAUACGAGAACCUUCCCGUCAAGCUCAAGUGGCCAAACGAUAUCUAUGCGGCUGAUCCGCGGGACACCUCCAAGACCCGUUCAUAUGUCAAGAUCGGUGGCAUACUUGCCAAUUGUGCAUAUUCCUCGGGCAACUAUCAGGUUGUCCUUGGUAUCGGACUGAAUACGACGAACGGCCGGCCAACUACGUCUCUCGAUGCGCUGUUGCCGAAGCACUUGCCACCUUUCAGCAUUGAGAGGCUGCUUGCCGGGCUCAUUUCAAAGAUGGAAGUGCUGUACAAGGAUUUCGUCCGGCAGGGCUUCACCCGGGAGAUGGAGGGCGCUUACUACGACAGCUGGCUGCAUGGGAACCAGGUCGUCACGCUCGAGCAGGAGGCUGGCGCGAAAGCCAGAAUUGUUGGCAUUACACGCGAUUGGGGCAUGCUCAUGGCGCAAGAAUUAAAUCGGGACGACAAGCCGACCGGCAAAAUGUGGGCGCUGCAGAGCGACGAGAACAGCUUUGACUUUUUCAAAGGGCUGGUGAAGAGGAAAAUCUGA
Messenger RNA from Microdochium trichocladiopsis, 2025 nucleotides. RefSeq names its product biotin-protein ligase. The transcript has a single exon. Gene Ontology annotation, biological process: protein modification process. Gene Ontology annotation, cellular component: cytoplasm. NCBI's taxonomy places the organism in Eukaryota, Fungi, Ascomycota, Sordariomycetes, Xylariales, Microdochiaceae. Bases 1 to 2025 code for a protein of 674 amino acids. The record is from RefSeq and is a predicted model, not a curated record. Gene Ontology annotation, molecular function: biotin--[biotin carboxyl-carrier protein] ligase activity.